Molecule: messenger RNA, 475 nt
Organism: Nicotiana tabacum (common tobacco)
Lineage: Eukaryota; Viridiplantae; Streptophyta; Magnoliopsida; Solanales; Solanaceae
Source: RefSeq, a predicted model, not a curated record
AUGUGUGUUGACAGUCGAGCAAUCAACAAAAUCACUAUCAAGUAUCGCUUCCCAAUCCCAAGGUUAGAUGAUCUAUUUGACCAAUUACAUGGUUCUAAGAUCUUUUCAAAGAUUGAUUUGAAGAGUGGGUACCACCAGAUUCGUAUGAGAGAAGGUGAUGAAUGGAAGACUGCCUUCAAGACUAGCCAAGGCUUGUAUGAAUGGUUGGUAAUGUCUUUUGGUUUGUCGAAUGCUUUUAGUACAUUCAUGAGGCUUAUGACUCAUGUGUUUAGACCAUUCAUUGGGAAGUUUGUUGUUGUCUACUUUGAUGAUAUCCUAAUUUAUAGCAAAGAGGAAGUUGAACAUGGAAAGCAUUUGGAGAAGGUUUUUGAAACCUUAAGGAGAGAGAAGCUAUAUGCACAACUCAAGAAGUGCAUCUUUUAUACUAACAAUGUUUGCUUUNGUGUUGGUGUCGGAGGAGUUCUUAGCCAGGAAG